Molecule: messenger RNA, 441 nt
Organism: Salvia hispanica
Lineage: Eukaryota; Viridiplantae; Streptophyta; Magnoliopsida; Lamiales; Lamiaceae
Source: RefSeq, a predicted model, not a curated record
AUGGCUACUACCAAAGGAAUGGCAAAUGCUGCUAACGCUUUACUCGCCGGAGACUCGGCUGGUGGGAUGGCAACAAUGUUGAACUGUGACCGUUUCCAGUCUUUUCUCCCCAGUGCUUGCCGAGUCAAAUGCUACGCAGACUCCGGCUUCUUCAUACGAGCGAAAGAUCUCCCGGGAACCCUGGCCACAAACUAUUUUGCCCCCAUUGUAGCCUUUCAUGAAUUAGCUGACUAUUUACCAAAGUCUUGCACACAGAGACUAGGUGCAGGAUUGUGCUUUUAUCCAGAAAAUGUGGUCGGCGACAUCCAGACACCAUUGUUCGUAGUAAAUUCUGACUUUGAUACAUAUCAAACAAUUCAGCAGGCCAUUGGAGACUGGUAUUUUGAAAGAAGUAGUGUUCAAAUUAUAGACAGUGAACAUUCAAGUCCUAUUAGUUGCUAG